AUGCCCCAAACACUGAGUGCUACCACUAUGUUUACCCCAUGUGGCUUCAGCCCCCAUCUACAUACUUCAAAAGAAGAUGAACAAGGAGGACUGAUCUUCCAGGAUGGAAAUCUUACCUCAGCAUCUCUGGAUGCUCUAAUCCAGCAUCUGAUACCUACCACUGAUUACUACCCUGAAAAGGCCUACAUCUUCACAUUCCUGCUGAGUUCCAGACUCUUCAUUGAACCCCAUGAGCUUUUGUCCCGAGUUUGUCACAAGUGCAUCGAGCAGCAGCGGCUGGAUGACCCUGUGCUGGACAAGGCUCGGAUCAGGAAAUUUGGACCCAAAAUCUUGCAGUUGCUGACGGAGUGGACAGAGACAUUCCCGUAUGACUUCCAGGAGGAGCGGAUGAUUGGCCACCUGAAAGACAUGAUUCACCGGAUAGCCCCGUGUGAUGAGGCCUACUGGAAAAAGAUGAAUCAGCUUUUGCAAACCCUGAAUCAGAAGCUUGCAACUCUCAGCCAUGGGCAAGAAGGGAUUGUCAAGAUCAGUGCUGCUGUCUCUGAUAAGCUAGUUGCCUUUAAAAGCAAACCUCCCUCAAUUCAGAGAGAAAUCCUGAGCGUCUGCAGUGACCCUUACACCCUGGCUCAGCAGCUGACACAUGUGGAGCUGGAAAGGCUAAGUCACAUUGGACCUGAGGAGUUUGUGCAGGCUUUUGUACACAAAGACCCUCUGGAUGGCACCAAGACUUGUUUCAGUGAGCAGAAGAAGACCAGUAACCUUGAGGCCUAUGUGAAAUGGUUCAACAGACUCUGCUACCUGGUAGCAACGGAAAUUUGCAUGCCUGCAAAAAAGAAGCAACGAGCACAAGUGAUUGAAUUCUUCAUUGAUGUUGCCCGAGAGUGCUUUAACAUAGGGAAUUUCAAUUCACUGAUGGCAAUCAUCUCUGGAAUGAACAUGAGUCCAGUUUCCAGGCUAAAGAAGACUUGGUCAAAAGUGAAAACAGCCAAAUUUUUCAUUCUUGAGCACCAGAUGGACCCCACUGGUAAUUUCUAUAACUACAGAACAGCCUUGCGGGGGGCUGCGCACAGGUCCCUCACCGCACACAGCAACAGGGAGAAGAUUGUGAUCCCCUUCUUCAGCCUAUUGAUCAAGGACAUUUAUUUUUUGAAUGAAGGGUGUGCUAAUCGCCUUCCAAAUGGACAUGUCAACUUUGAGAAAUUUCUGGAACUGGCUAAGCAAGUAGGAGAGUUUAUAACAUGGAAGCAGGUGGAAUGUCCCUUUGAGCAAGACCCUAACAUCAUCCACUACUUGCACACUGCUCCCAUUUUCACUGAAGAUGGUUUGUAUCUGGCUUCCUAUGAAAGUGAAAGUCCGGAAAACCAGACAGAAAAAGACAGGUGGAAAUCCUUAAGAUCCACUAUUUUAGGAAAGACUUGA
This is a messenger RNA of Indicator indicator, 1419 nucleotides long. RefSeq names its product RasGEF domain family member 1C (gene RASGEF1C). Lineage: Eukaryota; Metazoa; Chordata; Aves; Piciformes; Indicatoridae. The coding region runs from base 1 to 1419 and encodes 472 amino acids. Gene Ontology annotation, biological process: Ras protein signal transduction; positive regulation of GTPase activity. The record is from RefSeq and is a predicted model, not a curated record. Gene Ontology annotation, molecular function: guanyl-nucleotide exchange factor activity. The transcript has 13 exons. Gene Ontology annotation, cellular component: plasma membrane.